This is a messenger RNA of Entrophospora candida, 338 nucleotides long. Lineage: Eukaryota; Fungi; Glomeromycota; Glomeromycetes; Entrophosporales; Entrophosporaceae. The record is from the annotation of a GenBank genome assembly.
AUGCUCAUGAUUUAGAUUCCUUUAAGGAAGCAUUCCAAAAGUCCAAAAGAUAUCCUUACACUAUGAGUGACUUAGAAUAUUUAUCUGAAAAAACUAGUUUGUUUUUAUUAAACUAUUUUCAACAGAUAUAUAAAAACCUUGGUCUUCUUGGUGGUUCUGUCAAAAUAGGAGAAAAGAGAAAACGAAAAUCAAAAAUUAAUCAAUAUAAACUUGCAUCUCUUGAACUAGAAGUAGAUUUAAUGUGUCUUCCUAGAUUAGAAAAAGGAAAAGAGGAACUUACAGAAGAAGAUAUAGAAAAUCCAAAUGCUGAAGAAGGUGAUGAAGAGGAGCAAGAUGAG